AUGCACAAAACACUUCUCCUGGUAUUUAUCCAUGGAUUCAAGGGAGGAGAUGAUACCUUCGGUAGCUUUCCUGAGAAUCUACGGACCGUAGUGAGCAAGGCGCUCCCGGCGGUUAACGUUACAACGGCCGUGUACCCCAGAUAUGAGACCAAGGGCGAUUUGAAGGAAUGCGUGGGAAGAUUCCGCGACUGGCUGCAAAACACUGUCAUCGACCUCGAGGUUGCGAAUCACACGGCCUCGCCCACCGUCGACCCCUCUAUCCAUGUCUUCCUCAUCGGUCACUCAAUGGGGGGAAUUGUCGCAGCGGAGGCACUUCUACUACUUGCAAGCGAGCAGCCUAUUCCUGGGAAUCUGACUUCCAACUCCCAAUCAGCGCUUCAGAGUGAGGACAAUACGCCUGUCGUGGAACCAGGCACAUUCAUGUUCCCGCACAUCCAAGGCGUACUCGCCUUCGACACCCCUUUCUUGGGAAUCGCGCCAGGCGUGGUUUCAUAUGGAGCCGAGGGGCACUAUCGCAACGCUACGACUGCCUACAACACCUUCACGGAGGUUGCUGGGAUUUUCGGCUACGGAAAGAGCUCACCUGACGAGACUGCGGCUGCUGUCCCCGCGAAAGAAGCCCCUAAGGCUCUACCUUCUACGGCUGAUGCAGCGGCGACACCAUCCUGGCAGCGCUGGGGUCGAUACGCCAUGUUUGCAGGAGCCGCCGGGGCCGUUGCUGCCGGCGGUGCCGCGGCCCUCUAUUCCCAGCGACAGAACUUGACCGCAGGCUUUUCCUGGGUCUCUUCUCAUCUCGAAUUUAUAGGAUGUCUAGCACGAACAUCCGAGUUGAGGCAGCGUCUCGAAAAAUUAGUCACGGUUCAGGAGGAUCGUGGCAUCGAAUGCGUCAAUUUUUACACCUGUCUCGGACAGGGUGCGGCGAAUCUCGUCGCGGACACAUCAACUGGCAAAACAUCCUUCACUCAGAAGAUCAUUAGGUCAAAAAACAGGACAUUCUGCACCCUUCCGCCCGAAGUGGAAAAUGAUAAGGAGGUGGCGACUUCAUCACGAGCUGGGCUCCAAUGGAGAAAAGCUGUCAACAACCAGGCCAGUGACGAGGUUCAGGCACAUAUCAGCAUGUUCUUGCGCGAAGGCAAUCCCGCAUUUUAUGAUCUUGUCGGCGAAGCUUGCAAGACCUUGGUGACUUCUAUCGACAAAGGCUGGUACAGCAGUUCAGCCGGACCAGCGGAGGGGAAUGAAUCCCGUCAGCAACCCGCAGACGAGGAUGACUUCAUGGACGCCGACGAUGUUGUGGUCGUGCAAUGA
Penicillium canariense is the source of this 1305-nucleotide messenger RNA. RefSeq lists its product as uncharacterized. The transcript is spliced from 3 exons. Lineage: Eukaryota; Fungi; Ascomycota; Eurotiomycetes; Eurotiales; Aspergillaceae. The record is from RefSeq and is a predicted model, not a curated record. The coding region runs from base 1 to 1305 and encodes 434 amino acids.